Geodia barretti is the source of this 7018-nucleotide messenger RNA. The record is from the annotation of a GenBank genome assembly. Lineage: Eukaryota; Metazoa; Porifera; Demospongiae; Tetractinellida; Geodiidae.
AUGGUCUUCUCUACGGGUUUUGUUUUGAUUUGUCUGCAGUAUGUUGAAGAAGAGAUUUGGGACCCUGGGUCGCUCUUCAAAGAGACCGAAAUCAGCACGCGUCCCGACAUUGACUGGGUCAGUCUCACUACACACGAAGUCACCUUCAACCACGUCCGCGUCUACAAACUCUCGGAAACUGACAGCCUCUCGGUGUUCGUUUCAUUUCUCGAACAGCUCUCCAGCGUUCCUUCCACGCGGGCCAUUGUAGUUAUCAACACCGAAGAGUCGUACGAUUUGGACGCGAGGUUUUCGACGGAUAACUAUCGCGAGACGCCCGUCCCGGUUGUGGUGGUGAAACGGAAAGCGGGAGAGAAGCUGUUGAAGAAUAUUGAGAAGUAUGGUAGAGAUCUGGAGGCCAGAUCUCCACUGACCCAGCAAAGAGCCUUCACUCUACCUCGAGCUAAAGAUCCCUACCCAGACACAAAUGGAGUAGUGGGUGUGGCAGUGGGCGUGGCAAGGGGUGUGGCAGAAGGUGACCGACCUCAGAGUCUGGAGAUUGGAAGAAGAUCUAUGUUUGAAGGUCCAGAGACCCAGAGACCUAAUGCAGUGACACCAGCCACGGGUCCAGAGCCUGAGAAAGACUCUCCAGCUGUCGUGAAGAACGGUCUAAAGGUGCGGAUCAAGUCCGAGCCGGACUCGACGACCCGGGAAUUCGACUAUGCCCCUGCUCCGUUCUGCUCCUCCCUGCGCCCCGUGACCUGGGUUGGCCUCACUACCACCGAGACGACCUACCCUCACCUCCGCCUCCACAACAUCCCCUCCUCCCUCUCCUCCGCGGAGCUGGAAGACGAUCUCUCGUUCUUUUUCUCCACCGUGGCCAGUGUCACUGCUAAUCUUGCCCUCGUCCUAAUCAACUCAGAGAACUCCUUUAAUCUCGCGGGGAAAUUACAGUCGUUGUCUGAGGACCAGAUCCCGCCUUUCCCCAUGGUGAUGGUUACCAAGGAGACAGGGGCGGAGCUGAUGAGGUUGUUGGCUCAGCAUUCCAGAGAUGUGGAGGCCAUGAUCCAGCUGCCUCCUGGCUACAAGAGCACCAUUAGCAUACCUUCUUCCCCUCCAGGCUCUCCAGCUUACCACAGUCUCUCAACUACAGUUGUCAAAAACGGUCUGAAAAUGAGACUGACAACUGCACCGUCGGAAGAGAUGGCAUUCGACUACAUCUCGGCUCCAUUCUCUCUCUCUCUCCGCUCCGUGGACUGGGUCAGACUCUGCUCCUGCGAGGCCACCUCCCCACACGUCCGUCUCCACCAACUACGCGAAGAAGACAGCCUCUCGUUUUUCAUGUCGAUGCUCGCCAGCAUCCCCGCUACACUGGCCGUGGUGCUAGUCAACUACCGGGACGGAUACGAUCUGAGCGAGAGGUUGAGUGGUAGCUCAGAGCAGGGGUGUCCCGUCCCAAUGGUGGUCGUGACGAGAGAGACGGGGAGGGAGAUGGAGAGACUGCUACGAGAGAACGAAAGAGCCGUGGAGUUGAAGAUGGACAUAUCAACGGGGUCAAAGUCCAAUCCUAGUCCUGCCAACUCACAUAAUCUUUCAGCAGUGUACCCAGCUGGUUCCCACAAGAAGAAUGCUAGCAUCAGCCACACUGUCAUCAAAGAAGGUCUAGAAAUCCAGAAUGGGAACAAGACCCUCUGGUUUGACUACGGCUGGUGCUCAUUCAACCAGACCUCCGUACGCCCAUUCCAGUGCCAGCACCUAACUCUUCACGAGGCCACGUACCCUCACUACCGCCUCCAUCGUCUCACUCACAAAGACAGUCUGAGGUUCUUCAUGUCCAUAAUGGGGAGCAUCCCAGCAACGCUCGCCGUGGUCCUCGUCAAUUUCGACGACACCUUCCGCCUCUCUGAGAAGUUUGUUUCCGGCGAGGGGGAGUCCCCGCCCGUCCCUGUUAUUCUGGAGGUGGGGGACAUUGACUGGGUCUGCCUCACCUCUGGCGAGGCCACCUACCAUCACAUCAGGAUUCACGACCUCAAGAUGGAGGACUCCCUCUCCUACUUCAUGUCCACCAUGGCCAGCACCCCAGCCGCUCUCGCAGUCAUCUUUGUCAACUCCGAAGAACACUUCAGACUGGCAGACAAGUUCAAGUCAGAGGAUCAAAGGCCUCCGGUACCAGUUCUGGUGGUUACCAGGGAGACGGGGAGGCAGCUGCUGAGGCUUGUGGAGCAGAACCCGAGAGAGGUGUACAUGAAGGUCGACAGACUCUCUCUGCAGGAUGUGGUGGAGAGGGGAGGUCUUCAGGUGCGAGUGUCCAACAAAAACUCGCCACAGAAACCAAGAAAAACCAGUUUCGACUUUGUCUGGGCCCCGUUUCACCAGAUUCCUCGGGCCGUCGCCUGGCAACGACUGGCCCUGCACGGGACCACCUUCUCUCACCUCCGACUCCAUAAUCUGAGUGACUCGGAUGACCUCGGGGAUUUUCUGACCCUUAUGAGCAGCAUCCCCUCCACCCUGGCCCUCGUCCUUGUCAAUACUGCCAGUCACUACAGACUAUCGGACAGACUGGCGUCCAGUGUCCAGACACCGCCAGUUCCAGUGGUGGUGGUGACGAGAGAGACGGGUAGGGAGCUGGCUAGGCUGCUGGAGGAACACCCGCGGGAACUAGAGGCCCGCCUGGAGACUGCUCUGAGGGGAGCGCUCUCUCCUGAUGUCUCCUCACACGCCUCUCCCACUCGCAGUUUGCUGUUCUCAACACCUUCUUCAGCAUCAGGCGUUGUGAGCCGAGGUCUUGAAGUGAAGCUGACAAGAACGGAAGAGAAACGGUUCUUCAGCUUUGCGUGGGCUCCGUUCUGUGACUCGCCACUCUCCCUCGACUGGCUCGGUCUGGCCGACCAUCAGGUCAACUACGAUCACAUACAGCUACACAAACUCCAGCCAGACAAAAGUCUAUCGUUUGUUUUAUCCACAUUCGGAAGUCUCACCUCCACCCGCGCGCUCCUACUUGUCAACACCUACGAUAGUUACGAGCUGGACGAGCAAUUUCGGCCCAAAUCGGAGGGGCCGUGUCUCCCGGUGAUGGUGGUUACCAAGGAAACGGGGGCGGAGCUGCUGGGGUUUUUGAAGCAGCAUGGGAGGGAUGUUGAGGUCAAAGUUCACGAAGCCGGGUCGCUGGAGGAGGGAGAGGGGGAGCCAGAUGAUUGGGAGGUUAUUCCUAGCCUUCCUCCUCAAGCUGAGGAUGUCCCAAGUUUCCCCAGUGUUAUGGAGUCUAUGGCAACCCAUAACGUCAUCACAGAUGGUCUACUAGUCAAAUCUAAGAAAAAGAAAAACAGUAAAACCACGAAAUUUAACUACAUAUGGGCUCCGUUUUGCUCGACCAGACGUGAGAUAGACUGGACCUCCCUCUCCCUCUCCUCCUCCCUCCCCAAGGCCUCAGUCUUCUCGUCUCUACCCAAGACCUCUGGCCCUUCCUGCGUCUGCCUCCAUGACCUCGGCAGAGAUAAAAACAUACCUCGCUACAAAACUCUUGUCCAAUCACCUCCCAUAGAGGCCCUGAUUCUCAUGAACACGUGCAACGGGUACAAGCUACCUCAGGAGUUCACCGUGCAAGACAUACAGAAACCUGUGCUGGUGGUUACCAAGAGCACGGGGGAGGCGCUGAGCAGCCUGGUGAGAGAGGGGCUCGAGGCCAGGGUGGAGUUUGGAGGGACGGAUGAGGAGGGAGGAGGGGGGUGGGUGGUGGAGGGAGGGGUUGGGAAUACUCUGCCUCUCCAGGUCCCGCAGAAACCGGAGUGGGAGGACUGCACUCCACGAUCCAGUGAGAUGGCAGAGAUAACUGGUGGUAUAGCUGCCGGAGGUAGUGAGGCACUGGCUAGUGCGGUUGCAGAGGAGGAAGAGAGAGUGGCAGUUUCUGAGGUGAGAGAGAGAACCGGCAGCCAGCAACCUGAAAUGAGUGAAGAAGGAGGCGGAGAAGAAGAGGAGAAGGAGGAGAGAGAAGAGAAGGAACAGCACCAGAUCGAGGCUCAUACAGCUUCUGCCACUAGCUCACAACAACAACAACAGUCUGACGCCCAGCCCCAGCCAGUGUUUGACCAUGAACUGGAGCAGAGUUUAGCAGAGUUCACAAUACUGGACCAGACAGAGACUCAGCCACCACCAGCUGACCCACCAGCUACCAGUACACCUAGUCAACCCAGCCUUCAGCAGCCCAGUGUGCAUGGCCAGCAGAGCCUUCAACCAAGUCUUACUGGUCCACCCAGCUUUCAGGCCAGCACUCCUAGCCAGCAGGGCCUUCAACCAAGUCUUACUGGUCCACCCAGCUUUCAGGCCAGCACUCCUAGCCAGCAGAGCCUUCAACCAAGUGCCCCUCUCACUCCCAUGGACACUCUGCAAGAUGUGCCCAGUCUGACCCCGACUGGGGCUAGCAGCUCCCUGGGUCCUGGGGAAGACAGCUCUCUCUGUGGGACACCCACUAUGCUACCUCCACAGGAGAUUGUUCCCUACACUGCCGGCCCAUACACUGGUCCAGGGAGUGAGUUAGGUGAGAAUUUCCUGAGUGAGGUGUCCAUCUCGGGAACGGCCAUGAUCCCUGGAGACGACAUCUCUGCUCUCAGGACUACCAGCAGCAGGAACAUUGACUGGAAGAAACCCAUCAAUAAUGGACUCCAGAUAAGACCAGUGAAGUUCCAGGGACAAGACACAGUCUCUCACUUCACCUACCAGUGGUCUCGGACAACAGACACCCCGCAGCGAAUGGACUGGCUGCUUCUCACCGAGCAGGAAGACUACCCCGACCAACACAUCCGCCUACACAAACUCGAGAAGGACUCUGACCUCCAGGUGCUCAUGGCGAUGCUAGACGCCAGCCCCGCAGCCGCUCUACUGCUCAUCAACAAGAAGAAUUCGUACGACAUUGACAGAAGUUACUUCCCUCCCGGAGAACAGGAGAGCACGCAGGAUCUGGUGAACGGUCUGUUCUCUGAUGAGAGCUCCGUGAGGUUAGCCUCUGUCAGAAAGAUCAAGAAUGCUAUAAUUGGAAACAAGAUGAAAAAAUCUUCGUUCAUGCUCCUUGGGGUCAUUCCUAGGUUGGUGAGUCUGCUCUCUCAGGCCGACUGUGAAGAUGAGCUGGUACGUGAGGCUAUCAUCAGUCUGGGGAGCUUCGCACAUGGAACGUCUCAGAACGUGCAGGCGGUGCUGAGUUCAAGGGCACUUCCGCUGCUCAUCAAAGGCCUGUCUCACACAGACAGUGCAGUAGUCAGUAGUUCAGUUCGAACUCUGAGGAUAAUCUACGAGUCUGGCCUGGCCCCCAGUGACCCAAUAUUCAGUGACCGCUCCACCGUGAGACUACUGGUCCACAUGGUGUCAGGGACUCCACUAUUGGCUCAGUCUGCAACCUCUGUUCUUACCAAGGCAUGCCAGUGUCCGGAUCACCAGAACCAGUUGUGUGCUCUUGGAAUCAUGGAACCCCUCGCCUUCUCCCUCCAGUCCUCAGUCGCCAAGUUGGUGCACGUGUCUCUGAUGUGUCUUGCCACACUGGCCCUGGACAACACUGUGUGUGCCAGUAUCAUCAUGACAGCCUCCUGUGGAGAUUCCACUCUACUGUCUACCAUCUCCAGGGCAAUGUCUGGAAGUCACACCAGUGAUAUCAAACUUGCUGCUGCUCUCUGUGUGUCGCGGCUGUGUCAGUGCGGAGUUCUGAGUCACAGUAACUCCAUCGUCACACUCAGAGCGCUCCCGACUCUAGUUCGUCUCUGCAAGGCUCGUGGGGAUGUCCCUGUUAAUACACAGGCUGCUCACACCCUUGCGAUCUUAACCAGUGACUCAGUCGAUCUUCAAGAACUGGCUGCAAGCUCUGACCAUCUCAUUACAACACUUGUCGGUUACCUUGGUAACCGUCCCGACGAGAAUGACGAACUGGUGGAAGAGAAACAUCAGUUGGCUUUCGACAGACUAAGAGAGGCCUGUCUCCUAGCACUGGCCAGCAUAUCCUCAUCAAGAGAAGAAAUCAGAUUAAAGAUAGUGUCAGAGCGUCACCUGAUGAAACAUGUCGGGGAGUGUCUGAGUGGGGAGAACGUGGAUGUCAAGAUCGCCGCCUGCAAGUGCCUCCACAGUCUCUCUCGCUCUACCAAACUCCUGAGAACAACCAUCAUAGAUACAGAGGCUUGGAGACCCGUACUUGAGAUGCUGUCUCUGAAAGACGAGGAAUGUCUGAAUGUUGCAACUGGAGUGUCUGCCAACCUUCUUCUGGCCUUCUCCCCAUCUAGAAAAAAGAUGGUGGCUGGAGGAUGCCUGCAGACUCUCUGUCAACUUGUGUCACAUGACAAUCCCGGAAUCAAGCUAAACGCCAUCUGGGCACUAAUGAGCUGUGCCUAUGACUCCACUGAUGACAUCAGGGCCCAGAUCAAAGAACACCUCACUAUACAUAAGAUGUUUGAACUCCUCUCUCCGUCGUGUAGCGAGAGGCAGUUGCUCAAGUCUCUGGGACUGGUGGUCAACCUUCUCAGUGAAUCCGAGGAAGUGGAGUGGCUUCUCCAGGAACAUGGAAGUGAAGUAUGGGCCAGUCUACUGUCUCUCCUCAGUUGCCAUUCCAACAACUCCAUCACUGAACAGGUUAUGUGUGUUCUGAUGAACAUAGCCAGUGCCACAGAGAGGACAAAAGACAAUAUGGUGGAGCACGAUGAGAUACUCAGCGGAAUUGCUGCCGUUUUGAGGAACAGUGAGAGGAUUGAAGUGCUCACAGCAACAUGUACAGUUGUUAAACACUUGGUGGACUCCUCUAUAUCAGGUCACAUCCAUCGUCAAAACAGACUGGAGGAGCACGGGGUAAAGAUUGCAGUGCAGAAGCUCGAAAGAACGGAGCACUCGGUGUUAAAAAAUGUAAUAACAAAUAUUCUAGAACAUUUCUCUUCCGUGACUCUAUGAUUUCUCCAUGUCUCCUCGUACGUAGCUUCCAAUGUGUGCAGUAUGUGUAUGCAAGAUGCAUUUAUAAUGUGUAUGUUUUGUGUAUGGGCUGUGGAGUGCAUCACUGAUGCUUUGUACGUAGUCC